Messenger RNA from Uncinocarpus reesii 1704, 1431 nucleotides. RefSeq lists its product as uncharacterized. The record is from RefSeq and is a predicted model, not a curated record. Lineage: Eukaryota; Fungi; Ascomycota; Eurotiomycetes; Onygenales; Onygenaceae. The transcript is spliced from 4 exons. The coding region runs from base 1 to 1431 and encodes 476 amino acids. Gene Ontology annotation, molecular function: succinate-semialdehyde dehydrogenase (NAD+) activity.
AUGACCGUUUCCACCAUCCCCCUCAUCCUGGACAACAAGGAUGUCGUGACACCCACCACAUUCGCCGUGAACAGCCCCGGCACGGGCACGCUUGUCCACCAGUGCAGCAGCGCUUCCGUCGACCAUGUCCAGCGCGCGGCGGACUCGGCGCACGCGGCAUUCAAGCAUUGGUCAAAGACGAAACCCGCCGUCCGCCGGGACAUCAUGCUCAGAGCUGCGGAGAUCUACCUGCGACGAAAGGAGGAAUUGCUCGGCUACUGCGCUGAAGAGACGGGCUCGUCGGGCCCGUUCCCGGAACUUACGUUUGGUCUGAGCCACCAGUUGCUGAAAGAUGUAGCUGGGCGAGCGGCGGAUAUCGAAGGUGUUGUGCCGCAGCUGGUGGAGGACGGGCAGAGCGCGAUUGUUUACAAAGUGCCGUAUGGUGUGAUUCUGAGCAUGGUGCCCUGGAAUGCUCCGUUCCCUCUCGGAAUGCGCGCAAUCGUCCUCCCCUUGAUGGCGGGUAACACGGUGGUGCUGAAGGCGUCGGAACUAUCGCCAAAGACAUUCUGGGGCAUUGUAGAUGUCUUCCGCGAAGCCGGCUUGCCGGACGGGUGCCUCAAUCUGGUUUACAUUCGCCCAUCGGAUGCUGCCGAGGUCACAACGGCUCUGAUUGCGCAUCCAGCUGUUCGCAAAGUAAACUUCACGGGAAGCACGCUAGUAGGCAGCAUCAUUGCAUCCACUGCGGGAAAAUAUAUCAAGCCUGUUUUGCUGGAACUCGGCGGCAAGGCAAGCUCCCUGGUGCUUGAUGAUGCUGACCUCAAGAAUGCCGCCACGCAGUGCGUGCUUGGAGCCUUUUUAAAUGCUGGCCAAAUUUGCAUGUCUACCGAACGUAUCAUCGUCCAGCGAGCGGUGGCAGAGAAGUUCCGCUCCAUCUUGGUCGAAACAAUGGAGAACAUGUACCACCACGAGGUUCCAUCCCCGGUUCUUAUUAAUGCCGCACCUGUAGCCAAAAACAAGAAGCUUGUUUCCGAUGCAUUAUCCCGAGGGGCAGGGAUUGUUCACGGAGACCCUCACCGGGAGGAGUCGUCAGACACCAGAAUGAAGCCAGUGAUCCUUGAGAAUGUGACUCCGGAUAUGGAUAUACACGCGACGGAGUCCUUUGGUCCCACGGUUGCCCUUUUCGUCGUGGACACGGAGGACGAAGCCAUUGAGCUGGCGAAUGACACAGAAUACGGCCUGACGUCGGCAGUGUUCACCACCAGCCUGGGCAGAGGAUUGCGCGUGGCUAAACAGAUCGAAUCGGGUGCGGUUCAUAUCAAUUCGCUGACCGUCCACGAUGAGCCCGGUUUGCCACACGGUGGGCUCAAGAAGAGCGGAUUUGGUCGCUUUGGUGGUACCAGCGGUCUGAAUGAGUUCUUGACCACAAAGUCCGUGACUUGGAUGGAUAUCUAA